This is a messenger RNA of Alosa alosa (allis shad), 4488 nucleotides long. RefSeq lists its product as uncharacterized. The record is from RefSeq and is a predicted model, not a curated record. The transcript is spliced from 6 exons. Gene Ontology annotation, molecular function: protein binding. NCBI's taxonomy places the organism in Eukaryota, Metazoa, Chordata, Actinopteri, Clupeiformes, Clupeidae. The coding region runs from base 91 to 4488 and encodes 1465 amino acids.
CUCCAGUGCAUCACGGCAUACACUGGUCACCAUGGCAACGUGGUGCUGGGGUUCCAAUGGGGUCAGACUGUGUUCAAACAUCAGAUACACAUGUGGCUAGACGACGGGGUAGGCAACCUUCGCCACCACUCUACCACCCCCAUGUACGGCAGAUAUAAGAUGGAGCGCAUGCUGUUUGUGCCCAGUCAACACGUCCUGGUGGGGUACUGUAACGACCUGUGCCUGCGUGUCCUCACGGACAACACUCAGGAGAUGGUUGUGCUGUACCACACCCAGUGCCCGGCCUCCGUGCUCUGCAUGCACUACUGUCUGGAGACCAACGAGCUGUUGACCGGCAGCAUGGGCCUCAUUGCAUUCUGGGGUUUCUGGACGUCUGCUCAGACGCCGCUGAGCCUGCUGCGGAUUCUGGACUGGACGCGGUGUUCCAUUGAGCGGGAGACCGUGGUCUCGGCCUUCGUGUCCCAGCGACAGACCAACUCCAUUUACGUCCUGUGCGACCGGAACAUAAAGAACUUUGAGCACACUGGUCAAAACGAGAAUUUUGAGUUCCGGGGUCAGAGCUACGCCACGCUCCGCUGUGUGGUCCCAGAGUGGCGGCAGAGGUAUCUGUACACAGGUGACGCUGAUGGCUAUGUGCAGGUGUGGAGCUGUGAUAUACGCCGUUUGUUCCUUCAGUUCCGCGCUCACGCCACUGCCGUCACUUCCGUGGUGCUGCUCGCCGAGUCUGGCAGCAUCCUAACCGCCUCGACAGGAUGUUGGAUCAAACAGUGGACGCGCAGUGGGGACCUCCUGCUCAAGCUGCACAUCAACAUGCCAGGAGGGGUGCGAAGCAUGUGGCCUCUCAGCAAAAACAUCGUCAUGUGCCAGUCGGCCACCAUCUUGGAUGUGUGGCGUCUGAACAGCAUCUACAGGUCUUUCAACGACACAGCCUGCACUGUGCGUGUGCUCAGACGGGUGGAGUGUUGCCGUGGGAGAUGUCGGAUUCUCGCGGUGACGCUGGACGGCAUCAUUCGAUUCCUCUCCCCAGUUACUGGAGAACUGCUGUUUCUCUCGUGGCCCUUCCUGCACAUCGACAAAGCCCUCGGCUUCGCCUACGCCCCCAGCCAGGAGGAGCUGUACUUGUGUGACGGAAGUGUGGAGGUCCUCGUGCUGAACACCACCCUCAGCCCCUGUCCGGUGACACGCGUCAUAAACACGGUGAGAGACGGCAAUGACGGCGUGUUGUGUUUGGAGACCGUAAUGGUCUGGAGCUCACAGGAUGGAGCUGGCGACGAGAGCCCAAACUGCCUGGUGUUUAGUGGACAUCGCAAUGGGAAGCUGGAGCUUCUCUCACCUCUCGGUGUGUUCUGCGAACCCCAGAAAGCGCACAACGGAGCGAUCAGUCAGAUAAGUAGCCUCCCUGGACAAAGGCCCUCGAUCUGUUGCUAUGGUACCGACUGCCUGUUUACCGUCUGGUCUGUCAGAUUGGAACAGUGCGAAGUGGUUCUGACUUUAGAGGGUCAGAUAAUCUGCGAUUUCACCCCAGUCCACUACACACUGAUGGACGGGUUAGUUUGUGCCGUGUCACCACAGCAACACUUGAUCUUUUAUUCUGUUCACGGGGUCAGAGUCGCAGAGAGGGAGAGGAAAAGGUCAGAGAGGAUAUCAUGCCUUGACUACUGCCCCCAGCUGGCUAUUCUCGCCCUGACGGGCAGCAGCGGUAAGAUUGAGAUCUGGAGUCAUGAAGGGGACUUGGUGGCCGAGAUCCAGCUCGGAGUGCCUGUGACACAACUGUGCUUUGGAAACGCGCGCGGUGACAUCCUUGCUUCCUUCGCAGACAGUAUCAGCAUCAUUUCAGCCACACAUGUUCUGCCAGCAAGCUAUUUGAGGACCGUGUUGGGGCAGGCUCCCCUGGACGACAUAGUUGAGCUACCUAUUCCCUUCCUUCCAAAAUCACCCUUGCAUUAUGACAUUGGCUUAGUGCCAAAGGUUUAUCUGAAGUAUCUCAAUCGGACCAAGGAGAAGGUCAUGAUUGAACCAACCCCUGAUCAGACCACAACCGAGGGCAUAUUGGAGGGAAUUCCUCCCGAGGAACAGAAAGAACAAACUAGCAAGUUCGUCAUCAUGCCCUACUGCUCAGCCGCAUGGAGGGCACCAGUGGCCAGGACAGCUAAGAACACUCAGCCAACGCCCCCAGAGGUGGAGCCCAAUGAGACGCCUGAUGCUCCCAAUGAAGCACUGAUCCAGACAAAGAGAUGCGAGCAGGACUUCCUCUCCCUCUUUAGACACAUCGCCCUAGAUGGUUAUAUUCCCAAUUCAGUGAUCCGAGCCAUCCAUUUACAGGAGGAGGAGGAGGAGGAGGAGGAGGCAGAGGAGGAAGAGUCUCUUGAGCGCUUCCUACCCACAUGCCUCCUGAGAGACUUUGAAGAAAAAGAGGAUGCCUCUGAACACACACAAGCCAUACAGGAGAUUUUAACACGUGCGAAGGUUACAAGAAGGGUUAAUGCACAGCUAACGAUAUUUAACCCUGAGGCCACUGGUCAAGAGGAGAGACAGGUGCCAGAGAAAAAGGUGCCAGAGAAAAAGAUGCCAGAGAAAAAGAGUCAAGAAACAGAGGAAGAGAUAGAUCAUGUCAAGCAGAGGGUCGAUGUACUGCUGGAACAUUUAAACGUAACGUGCCAGUUUUCUUACACGGAAUACUCUAACAAGCUGCUGGAGGUCCUUAGGAAGCAGCACCUGAAGCAGAGCCUUCUGGACCAAGUGAGAGGGAAGCUCCUCUCUCACAUCAGGGACGCGUCUCUUGUGUGGCGCCAGCACGAGGGCCUGAAGUACCUGCACCUGAUGCAGCUCCUGCUCAGCGACGACAUCGCUCUGAUUGGCACGUUCUUGGCCAGCUCGAACCAAGAGCUGCGUGACUUAACCCGUUACAUUCUGCGGGACGUGUUCCAAAUUUGUGAGAAGCAGGCACUAAAGGAGGAACUGCAGAAAACAAUGAGCAUGACCACAUUGGAGCCCUUUCUUGAUCAACUCUCUGACGACUUGGUGCUGAAGGAGAAUGUUGAUCAUGAUGAAACUUCACACAAAGCUACAAAACAGCGGAGAAAAAGCCAAGACAUGACGGGCAGAACCCAUCGUUCCUCCUCCAUUAAGUCUGAAUUCCAGCAACACGACGUCCAGCGGAGGGCAUUAGACCACAACGGUCAGCGGAGGGCAUUAGACCACAACGACUCACAAAAGGUCCGCCGAUCCUCCAAAGUGACCGAUGGAUCUACUAAAGUCUCUAAAGAACAAGAGAACCUCAGUGACAAUGAAGCGAAACAGACUCAAAUACAGACUGGCAUGUUCGACAGGACGACGUUCCAUCACACUCCUGAGCCUGCACGCCAGAAAAAACGUGCCGUCAAACCCCGAUCUAAAAAGGAGAAUCUCACUGAUCUGGAGCAGGCAGGCCCAUCACCUAAUGACCCAUUACUGUAUGCGUUUAGAAAAUCUCGCAAACACAACGUAGCUACAUAUCCGACAGUGGAAAAAUACGAGUCACACCUUCUGCCCAGUGACUCUGGCCUGGGCUCCCUGGUCAGCCAAGAGAUGUCCUCAGAGAAGGUGCCCUUUGGAGGUGAAGAUGGUGGCUCCCUGCCAAUCACCAAGCCCCACAAGCUCAUCUCUAAACCCCAGGACCUAAUUUCCCAGCAUCCUCAGCAUGUUUCCCAGUACUUCCGCUACAUCUCCCAGGAUCCUGAGCACAUCUCACAACAUCCUCACUACGUCUCUGAGCAUCAUGACUACAUUUCCCAGCAUCCUCAUUACAGUUCCCAGCAUCCUCAGCACAUGCACAAGCAUCCUCGGCACAUGACCCAGCAUCCUCUGCAAUUUUCCCAGCAUCCCCAGCAAAUCUCUCAGCAUGCUCAGCGUAUCUCCCAGCAUGGUCGGCGUAUCUCCCAGCGUCCUCGGCACAUGACCCAGCAUCCUCAGCAGAUCUCCCAGCAGCCCGGUCAUCUCUCGCGGCGUGCUGCCCUCGCGGCUGAGGAGCCCGGUGACCACGCCACGGUCCCCGGGGACACUGACCCCCACUGGAGGGAGAGCCUGCACAAGCUCAUCUCGCUGCACGGCUUCCGCUCCCAGAAGGCGGCGCGGGCGGCGGCCUCGUUGUGUGCAUGGCCGCUCGCGCUGCAGGCCCGUGACACGAGCCGGACGCUCCCACGGCUCCUCCCCCGGCCAGCGUGCAAGGGGGCACUGGGCGAGAGGGUGGCAGCGUGCCAGGGGGCACUGGGCGAGAGGGUGGCACAGAGCACAGAGAUGACGGACGCCUGCCGGGGCCCCGUGACGACGUUUCAACACCAACUUCCUCUGCCCUGGCGCCUCGGCCACUUCCCCCUGCAGCCUCACGGGCAGCUGAAGUACGGCAGACUCGAGAUGGACUGGGUCAGAGCGGACGAUGCCCAGCUCAGCCAGACGGGCAGGAUCACGCUGCCCAAAAUCAACCCCAAAGGCUCCCAUGUUCAGGCUUAG